This is a messenger RNA of Thermothielavioides terrestris NRRL 8126, 4726 nucleotides long. RefSeq lists its product as uncharacterized. The record is from RefSeq and is a predicted model, not a curated record. The coding region runs from base 1 to 3426 and encodes 1141 amino acids. NCBI's taxonomy places the organism in Eukaryota, Fungi, Ascomycota, Sordariomycetes, Sordariales, Chaetomiaceae. The transcript is spliced from 2 exons.
AUGACCGAGAACGAGCCGCCUGCGCUCGCUGUGCCGGACGAUGGCCGAACAACGAGAAGGGGCCGCCUGAUGGGGAAGCUCUUUGGCCGCGACCGCGACCGUAAGGCAGCCCACGAUGACGGCGACCUGGACGACUUCUUGCACGGGGCCCCCGACAAGCUGCAAGUCGUCCACGCGAGCCCGCCCGUGCUCACCAAGAUAGACACCAAGACGGCCACCCGAUACCCCAACGCGCUCAACUUCAAUGGGCCCAGCGAGCCUCCGACACGCGAGUACGCGGUGCGACCCCGCGACCCGACAACGAAACCCAAGAAGGGCCUGGUCGUGAGAUUUGCGGACACAUACCCGGAGAUCAUUGGGGAGGGAGGCGACGAGUGCGAGGUUCCCACACUGGAGGUGUCGAGGAGCAAGAAGCAGAGAUCCCAACACGCCGCCGGUGGCUCGGCACGCCCUCGACCCGCAGACGUUGGUGACACCAUCCAGGAUCCGUUCGGAGACGAGCAUGCGGCGGAGCCACCCUUCAAUCUGGGGCCGCCUCGGCGCACGCAAAAUGCCCUCACCGCCGGCUUGGAACCCCCGGCGUCCGUCCUGCCCUCGGCCAACAAUACGGGCCGAUUUCUAGGCGUGCCGAAUGCCCCCCAGGAUGAAAGACGACGGUCCUUCAUUGAGAUACAGCAGGCCCAGAUGCGUGAGGCCGAAGGGCGGGCUUUUGCUAGUGCAGUGCGGGCAGCCUCCGGGGACCAGUCCAAGCGUGAGCGUGGGAGUGCGUCGCCAACUUCGUCGGACGGGGGCUCAGACUCGCCUAUUACCGCAUCUCCAGAUUCAAUGCAGCUCCCACAGUCUCAGUCUUCUGCUCCGCCUGCGCAACCGCCGCAAAUUCCCGCCAAAGCCCUCCCUCAGCGGCCCCCGUUACCUCAGAUUCCGGUCCCUCCGGAAUCGCGCGACAUCCCGUCGUCCCACAAUCCAUUUUCCGCGACGAGCCAGCAGGCAAAUUCGCCCGAGAGGCUGAAGAGGACUCAGAAGCUCGAGAACAGUCCCACAACGCUCCCCUCGGCCAACUCGGCGUUCCAGCCUCGAUUUGACUCGCUAAGGCAGGGAACCAAGAUCUCAGAAAAGGAUUAUGCGUCCCCCGUUCAACACCAGAACACCAUGAGUUUUCAAGAUGUCGUGGCGGCUGCCUCCGACGACGCUAUGAGCGCGUUUGUCACCCGCACGCGGCACCUGUUCGAGCUUUUCCGCCUGCACGCCGAGAGCGUCCGACCGCUGGUCUCUUGCUCGCCACAUGAUCUGGCUAGGGCAGCUGUGUGGUGGUUUCUGACGGGCCGAACGGCGCUGGAAGUCGCCAUCAGGGAACGGCCGUCUACACCCGAAUCGCAGAGGAAGAACGAGAUGGCAAAGCAGCAGGCUUACGCUGAUUUGGCCAAGGGUUACUGGCUCCUAGAAGAAGCCAUGCCUGAGGUGGUGAGCAGCGGGCGGAGCCCGCCUGACUUGCAGGCUGAGAAUGUUCGAGGAACGCUCAACUCCAGCUUGAAGAAGCUUGCCGUGUCCAUGAAGAGAAACGGUUUUCUGCCACCCGCAGAGGCCUUCCUCCCUCAAAUGGUCGACAGGACCAUCUGGCUCGACUAUCCCCCGCUAUCUCAAGACAUCAAGCUUCUGCUGUGGGGUUCCAGUUCUGCGUUUUCCCAAGGCCAGGAAAACGCUGGAAUGACCAUAUUAGAAUCCAUGCCACUAGGCGAUUCGGCAACCACGUUCUGCUUUGCCCGUUUUCAAGUCGAUGCGUUCCUGACGGAGCUGGGGAGGGAGUCACAGCGGCUGUAUCUCCCUUGCUUCUUGUCGACGGUCAGGCCCCAGACCCAGCCCGACAUAGCUUUCGUUCUCGCCAGCCAGAACGGUGCAGUGCAGCUUCGGGUCUCAGGCGACAAAAACGUUGGUCCGGUGAUGGAGGACGUGCGCUGGCGUGCAGAGAACUGCAGUCUCGAGCUGAGGCUGCCUCGGGGCUUCAUUCUUAUCGUCCAGUGCACGCAGCAGGCCUUCACAACGCUGCGCAGCAUGUACGAAUCCAGCGCAAAAGUCCAUUCGACCCUUUACCCGAGGCAGGAUGAGACCUGCAUCUUCAGGUCGACUCUCCGGGCGUUCCAAUAUUUUGACAACGACCCGCAAGCAAGGCAGUUUCCCAAGGAGUCGAUUCCGAACUGUGAGGUUGCCCUGUUCGAGCGUUUGUUUAGGGAGGGGGCGGCGACAGGCCCGCGGACCUAUCACCGGGGCUAUCGCAUCGCGGUCGUCACGGGCCCGCGGACCAAGACAUUGAGUGGUGUCAACCAGAUCUACUCUCCCCAAACGCCCAUCCACUUCGGGUUCUUGCGGAGCGAGGCGAACCAUCCUGCCCUGUCGCUCAAGUUUGACAACGGCCGGUUCAAAGGGAACAUGGUCUUGUCAUUUGCUGAUGAAAAGGAGAGACUGCGGAUGCAUAGUCUGCUGAUCGGAACCGCCCUGGACCGCGGCGAAAGCGUUUCUGGUGAGGUGCCCCUCCAGGCUGUCUGGUUCUCUGAGAGGUACGGCGACUCUCGCGACAAGGGCCUGCAGCUUCUCUCGACACUGUCAUGGAAUAAGGUCAGGGUCAUCAACUCCGACAACGACGGCGACAAGCCCUCGUGCGUCCUCGCCGACAGACUGCGCGUCGUGUAUGAGUGCAAGGACGGCACCUUAACCGACCGCAUCAACGUCGCCCCGGGAGAGCUCAAGCUCCGACUGGACGUCCAGAACCCAAGCUGCCUGAUGGUCUUCCGGCAACCCCAAUCCGACAUCACCGUGGCCGUCACCAAAGCCAAAGCGUCGCGAGACUUAUCCGCCGGCGGCCUGAGCCAAGCAUUGGACACCCUCAAGCAGUCGGCCACCAUUCGCACCUUCAUGUUUCCCAAGCUCGAGGAUCUCCACGUGUUCCAGACGGCGAUCACGGGCUUCAAGGUGCUCUUCGACGGCAUUGCUUCCGCCUUCGCCAUUUCGCGCCGCCGUAUGGUGGUGCCGAUCCACAAGAAGUGGGAAGCCGGUGCGACGAGGAUACAAGUGGUGCAGCAGGACGGCGUGGCCCAGCUGCUUGCGUUCUUCGAGGAUUUCAGCCACGGCGAGUGCAUGGGGUUCCAUCUCAAGGGCACCGACGUGUUCGAGGUGUUUAGCAGAGGCGGAAAGGCAGGGCUCAAGAUCGACGAUGCCAAGUUUCCACUACCGAAGGUGCUUGCCCCCGAGGUAGAUGAGGCGCAGAAGGCGGCGGAUGCGGCGUUUCUGUGUCUGGACUUGCCGGAGCUGCCUGGGGAGCAUGAUGACAUAUCAAUCCUCUUUGACAGUGAAGCGGAACGCGACAGGCUGGUCGCUUGUCUCCCGGCACCCGUCAAGGGCUCACGGCUACCCAAGAUCAAGGGGAUGACAUGAUAAGGAAUGGAGCAAAGUCAGCAGUGAGCGGAGCGAGUGCAGCUGAGGGGAUGCGUAUCCUGCGAUUAGAUAUGAAGCACGAGAUACCCUCUGGAAUCUACCUUGGGUUGUCAAAAGAUCAAGGCCUUUUUUUCUUCUCUCUCUUUUUGUCUUUUUUUUGUUUUUGUUUUGUUCGAUAUAGUAGGCAUAGCCUCGCGGGGAUCAUGCAUAGCUGGAUGUGGGAACUUCUUCAUCGGGACGUUAGGUGCCUAUUUACAGGUCAAGAUUCUGCAACUCAGAUCGAUAUUGUUUCCGCGAUGCGUGCCCUCCAUGCCACCGACGGCAUGAUACAGAAGAUAAAUGACAAAGACCAUAUUUGGUGUGUCCAUACGCCGACGCCCCAACUCCGUUUGCAAGCCUGCGCCUGGGUUUCUGUCCGCUGCACAUAUCAACGACGUAUGAUGGACGCCACCGCCCCGGUGGCCAUUGUUUUGGCUCUCAAAAUCGCCAAACGAAAGGCAAUACUGCGUUCCCGCACCCGAAGCGCGCCAGCUCAGCCACCCCGCUCUCACUAUUUUCAGCCUUCAGCCUUCUUCCAAUUAUUUUAGUACCUCCUCCUCACCGGCUCCGGGCUAGGCGAUCUCGUCGGGCUGCGAGACCGUGGCUUCAUCUUAAGCCACUUCUUGGUCGCCAACUGCAGCUCCCUCUCGAGCUCCGGACUCGGGUCCUUGCGGUGGAUGAAGUUGCAGAAGCCGCCGCGCACGCAGCCCUCGCCGCUGUUGAGCCGGCAGCAGGCCUCUCGGAAGUCCGUCACGGGACUCAGCUCGCAGUAGAUGGGGCGGGCGGCGUACCAGCGCGAGUUGAGGGCGUCGCACGCCUUCUGCGCGCUGUCCUCGUACUUGAAGCGCGCGUACACGUUGCCGAUCAGGUGGUCGUUGUUGUUGUCGCACACGACCAGCUCCUCGAGCUCGCCGUACUUGCACAUCUCGCACCAGAUGUCCUCGUAGAAGGCGUCGAAGUGGUUCUGCAGCUGCGACGCGUUCAUGCGGUUCUUGGGGUCGAAGGCCGGGUUCUGGUACAGGUUCGGCAUCAGGAUCGUCUGGCUGUACGAUGGCUUGACGUGCUUGCGGCUGCACCGGUCGCCGUGGCGGCAGGCGCCGAUCUUGUAGUAGAAGGAGCAGUUGACUUUGUCCUGCUCGGUGCCGAAGAUCGAGGCAAGGAAGUUGGCCAUGUUUGAUUUUGAUUUUCGGAUCCUGUGCUUGCUGCGAUCAAGCGAGACUUUGGUCGGCGGGCUGUUGAACCGUGGUUGCUGCAGAUGAUC